This is a messenger RNA of Apaloderma vittatum (bar-tailed trogon), 2556 nucleotides long. It is a transcript of the gene GBA2, whose product is annotated as glucosidase, beta (bile acid) 2. Lineage: Eukaryota; Metazoa; Chordata; Aves; Trogoniformes; Trogonidae. The coding region runs from base 1 to 2556 and encodes 851 amino acids. Gene Ontology annotation, cellular component: membrane. The record is from RefSeq and is a predicted model, not a curated record. The transcript is spliced from 17 exons. Gene Ontology annotation, biological process: glucosylceramide catabolic process; carbohydrate metabolic process; central nervous system development. Gene Ontology annotation, molecular function: glucosylceramidase activity; beta-glucosidase activity.
AUGCGUCUGCCCGGUAGAGGCAGCCAGGUGAUGGAAAUCGCGGUGCUGGUGCUGGAAGAGGAUCCUGAAGUUCAGUCCUGUGGCAUGGCAGCUGGAUCUGAACCUCUGGAGCCUUGCAGGGACAGCGAUGCCUGCUUCUGUCUUCUUUCAUACCUCUCUUUCUCUUGCAGGUAUUUCAAGUGGUGGUACAAGAAGACACGCAUAGAAAAGAAAUCUGCCUUCAUUGACCUCUUGUGUGCCGUUCCUCUGCAGCAGAUCUAUGGGUGCCCGCUGGGUGGGAUCGGGGGAGGCACCAUCACCCGUGGCUGGCGGGGAGAGUUCUGCCGCUGGCAGCUGAACCCUGGCAUUUAUCACUACGAAACGGUCAUCGCCGACCAGUUCACGGUGUGCCUGCGUUGCAAGGGGCAGACGGUUUACCAGCAGGUCUUGUCCGUGGAGAGACCCAGCACUCUGCAGGGCUGGAACUGGGGCUACUGUGGCCACUACGCUUUCUACCAUGCCCUGUACCCCCGUGCCUGGAUGGUCUAUGAGCUACCGGGGCAAAACGUGGUCCUCACUUGCCGCCAGGUCUCUCCUGUCAUCCCUCAUGACUAUAAGGACUCCAGCUUGCCAGUCGGAGUGUUCAUCUGGGAAGUGGAGAAUGGGAAGGAAGAGGAUGUGGAAGUCUCCAUCAUGUUCAGCAUGCAGAAUGGCACAGGAACAAAGGAGGACAGGAGAGGAGGGCACUGGAAUGAGCCCUUUGUCGUUGAGAAGGAGGGUGAGCGGGUUGCUGGAGUCCUGCUGCACCACUGCACGCCGGUGAACCCCUUCACCCUCGCCAUCUCUGCCCGGGAGAAGGCUGGCACGGGAGUGACCCACCUCACGGAAUUCAAUCCCGCGGGAUCGGGUAGAGAGGUGUGGCAGGACCUUCUGCAGGACGGCAGGCUGGAUUCACCUGCCAGUAAAAGCAGCCCAACAGAGAAGGGGGAGGUGACAGCAGCAGCAGUGUGUGCCAGCUGUAGGGUGCCUGCCCGGGGGCACAAGACGUUGGAGCUGGCCUUGGCUUGGGGCAUGCCCUGUGUUCACUUUGGCUCCAGGGAGAAGCUACACUUCAGGCGGUACACCCGUUUUUUUGGCAGUGGAGACGAUGCUGUUCCUGCCCUGUCGCAUUAUGCCCUGACACACUAUGAGGAGUGGGAGAGGAAGAUCGAAGCGUGGCAGAAGCCCAUCCUGGAGAGCAGCCAGCUGCCUUCCUGGUACAAGUCAGCCCUCUUCAAUGAGCUGUACUUCAUGACAGACGGGGGUACCAUCUGGGUGGAGGUGCCCCCAGACUGCUGUGCUGAAGACCUGCAGGGGCCGGCAGGGGCUGGCCUUUCACACCUCCUCCCUGUCCUGCGGGAGUACGGAAGGUUUGCUUAUUUGGAAGGCCAGGAGUACCGGAUGUACAACACCUAUGAUGUCCACUUCUAUGCCUCCUUUGCUCUCAUCAUGCUGUGGCCCAAGCUGCAGAUCAGCCUGCAGUAUGACAUUGCUGUCACUGUGGUGAAUGAGGAUAUCCAGCCCAGGCAGUACUUGAUGUGUGGUCAGACAGCCCAGGUGAAGCUGAAGAAUGUGGUGCCACACGACAUUGGGGAUCCAGAUGACGAGCCAUGGCAGCGUGUCAAUGCCUACCUGAUGCACGACACGGCCAACUGGAAGGACCUCAACCUGAAGUUUGUGCUGCAGGUGUACCGUGACUACUACCUGACCCACGACUCCCUGUACUUGCGGGACAUGUGGCCAGUCUGCCAGGCUGUGAUGGAGUCAGAGCUGAAGUUUGACACGGAUAACGAUGGGCUAAUUGAAAACGGUGGCUUUGCUGACCAGACCUAUGACGCAUGGGUUGUAAAUGGAGCCAGUGCCUACUGUGGCGGGCUGUGGCUGGCAGCCGUCUGCAUGAUGUGCAAGAUGGCAGAGGUGCUUGGGGAUGCUGAGAUCCAGAAGAAAUACUCAGACAUCCUCAGCAAGGGCAAGGAGGCAUUUGAGAGGAUGCUCUGGAAUGGAAAAUACUACAACUAUGACAGCAGUGGGAGUGAUACGUCCAGCAGCAUCAUGUCAGACCAGUGUGCUGGGCAGUGGUUUCUAGGGGCUUGUGGCCUGGACCAAGGGGAGUUUGAGGUCUUCCCCAAGAGUCAUGUUGUCAGUGCACUCAAGACCAUCUUUGAGAAGAAUGUCAUGAGCUUUGCUGGUGGCACCAUGGGAGCGGUGAAUGGCAUGAGACCUGACGGGGUGCCCGACACCUCCAGCGUGCAGUCCAACGAGGUGUGGAUUGGUGUGGUCUAUGCCUUGGCUGCCACCAUGAUCCAGGAGGGGCUAGUGGAGGAGGGCUUUCGUACGGCAGAGGGCUGCUACCGGACGGUUUGGGAGCGGCUGGGCAUGGCUUUCCAGACACCAGAGGCCUAUCGUGAAAAGAAGGUCUACCGUUCACUGGCUUACAUGCGGCCCCUUAGCAUCUGGAGCAUGCAGCUGGCCCUGGAGCGCAGAGCUGGACAGGCCCCAGCACCCACGCACCCCCACCAGGUCUCCAUCCACCCCUGA